UAUUACGGAGAGGUGUGUAUUUGCAUCUGACUCUUUUACACGCCCCUCUCACUCUGACUCUGGUGGGAUAGACUCUGCACGCUUUGGUUCAAUCUGGUUAGACUGAUCCAGACUUGGUUGACUGACUUCUGACGCCCAACAAUGCAUACCGAGCCACAAAAGUUUGAAAAGUUAUCAUUACGCACGGGGCUCGCGGCGAGGGGACUCAGGAGUGACAGCAGCUGUGCGCCCAUGGAUCAGACUACAAGUGGUGGUUUCUCUGCAUCCCUGUGGAAAGUCAUUUGAAGAGUCAGGAGGAGACAUGAACAGCGUCGCUACAGUGCCAGAGGAGAGCCAUUAGUCUGUCAGUGUUGGAUUUACCAGAGCUCAGAAGGCUUACAGCUGGAAUCUCUAUAAUUUCUGACAGUUUUGCCUCCAGUAGCACAAUUAAGUGUGUGAACAAUUCUUGGAUAAUAACCUACACUGCAAAGUCACUUUUGGAGACGUUGGAUCUGAAUUACGCACGGGAUUCCUCUAACAAAUGACAGCUUCUAGUUGUUUUGUUGCUCUUCCACUUCAUCCCCUCAGCUCCCUUCAUCUCACUGAUCAACUAUAUAAGCCCCUUCACCAGGUUAGACUCGGGGAGUGAAAGCCUCGCUUUCCCUUCCAGUAAGCCAGCGUGCGGCCGCGGGCCACCUGGCCGAGGAUGUGGGGAGGAGGAUUCCCGAUGUCUGGCACCGUGAUUGUGACAAUGCUCCUGGUCAUCAUCGACGUGAAAGCCAGUGGGGAGUAUUGUCACGGCUGGCAGGACUCCCAGGGCGCGUGGAAAGAAGGGUUCCAGUGCCCGGAGAAGAUCGACGCAGAGGACGCGAUCAUUUGCUGCGGGAAAUGCGAGCUGCGCUACUGCUGCUCCAGCACUGACGCGCGGCUGGAUCAGGGGAGCUGCGAUAACGACCGGCAGGCUCAGGAGCCAGGCACAGGGACCAAGGAGAACAAGGACUCCGGCGCAGUGCCCAUUUAUGUGCCGUUCCUGAUUGUGGGCUCGGUGUUUGUAGCUUUCAUCCUGGUGGGAUCUGUGGUCGCUGUGUGUUGCUGCCGCUGCCUCCGACCCAAACAGGAACUGUCAUCAGGAGGUGCGACAGGAGGAGCUGCCAGCGGUGGGCGCCUCUUGGAAACCAUCCCUAUGAUGGCCAACACUUCCAGAGGCUCAUCAUCCCGCCAGUCCAGCACAGCCACCUCAUCCAGCUCCUCUGCCCCACCCGCUGCGCCUCGCCCUGCUCCCCCACAACUCAUGCGGGCUCAGGCCUCUUGCUGCCUGCCGCCUGACGCCAGCGUCUUCGUCAACAUGCCCACCAAUUUCUCUGUACUCAACUGCCAGCAGGCCACCCAAAUCAUGCCUCACCAGGGGCAGUUCUUACACCCGCAGUACAUUGGCUAUGCUCACCCUGUCUCCCCUACCCCAGCCUACCUGGACCCCACCCAGGGAGGAUACAGACCCCUUCAGUCCCCCUGCCCUCCUCCCACCGGAGGGUCCAGUAUCACCAGUGACCAGAAAUACCCUCCAGUGACAGUGUGAUGAGGGGCCAACAUGCAGACCACUCUGCCACUUUGUUGUGAAGACUAACUUGUGAAGUUUAACCUGUGAGGGCUGUGCCACAGACCUUUUUGGGGAUGCUGCCAGAGUGGAAAAAGAAAGGCAGGGAGUCAAACUCACAUGAAGGACUCAUAAAGCCAUUGCUGGCAGCAGGGCCUGCCCUGCUAUUGUGUGUGGUGUGUCUGUUUAGUGUGUCAUAUGAUCUCUUGCCAGACUGGAAUGAGCUAAGCUCAGUCUAUGAUGGGGUAAGAAGGAUGCAUAAACAAUUUUCUGUCUUGAUGCAAAGAUUAAACUGCAUAUUGGAGAGUUACACAGCCCAGAUGGGUGAUAAUGCACAGCUAACUGCAGCCUGCAGCUCACAAAGAUUGUGCGUGUGUUUGUAUGUAUGUGUAUGGGAGAGUGGGAAAAAGGAUUUGUUGGCUUGUAUUUGCUUGAAUGAGAUGAGGGAUGACUGGAUGAUUUAUAGCAGUGGACUGUAUGAGAAGUGGCUAUUCAAGCAACAAAAAAAAAAAAAAAAAUUGUGACCACAUGCUGUGUUUAUGCCAUGUUCACAUCUGCACUUGUGAAUGGUUGUGAAAGGUUUAUACAAUACAGUAUACUGUGUGUUUGUGUUGAAAGAAAGUAUGUGAAAAGAUGUUUGUACUGUAUGUGCGUGAGUUUGAGAGAGAGUGUGAAGUGUGGAGGGACAUGGUCGCAUGAGUAACUGUGAGUGAACUGUGUGUAAUGGGAAAUGCAGGUGGUGUGAUGUGAAAGGCAGUUGCAGUCUCCCUGUAGACCAUUUAAACUCUAAUGAAGUGAACACAGGACACAGACUGUGACGCUCCGCCCUCCUAUACGACCUCCCUCCUGCCACCCAAAAAGUAAAAACACAAAAAACCUCUGCCCCAUACUGCCCUGAGCGGAAACACAGACAAAAAAAAAAAAGAAGAAAAAUUUCAUGCAAGGUUGGCAGUUAAUGUACCUGAGUGUGUGAGUGUGUGACAGAGGAAGAGUGAGAGGCAGCUCUCUUACGAUUACCGAGUUAAUUAUUCAGCAAAAACUUUGCCAAAUGUCCCCUUUACUUCUCUCCUGUGAGAGGUGUGUGUGCAUGUGUGUGUAUUUAACACUCCCACAGUUCAGUGCCUUAGCAGAGGGCAUGGGCAGCUCCAGGGCAGCUUUGAGUCAUUAUUUUCCACUUAAGAAAAAAAAGGCACAGAAAUUGCAGAAAUUAUUGGUAGUUAAAAUAAAAUAAAUAAAUAAAAGAGUGAAACUUGCAUAUUUUUUCAGCCAUUCUGAGUACUGUUGUGCAGCUGGGGUCACUGGUAACUCCUUUAAUUCACCGGUAAUAUGCAACUUGAGGAAUGUGCUGCUCGACUGAGUGUGCAGCCUGACCCAUACAGUCCCAUACCGUAGUAUAGGAACCAGUAUGUCUGUGUACCUCAUCUGUACUCCCAAGCACAAUGUCUGUAAGAUGCAGUAGGCAGCUUGUGUGUGACAAAGUAUCUGUAAAAUGGUGGAUGAACUUUGGUCCAAUGCGUUUUCUUCCUCUUGUGAAAUACAGUGAUUUGUUACAGGGGUGACACUUUUCAUAUGAAUUCUAAAAAAUAAAAUACUUUUAAACCAGGAAGUGUGUGUCGAGAGCUUAUGUUUCAGUAUUUUAUCACUGCCAUAAAUAUUAAACAACCAAAGUUUUGUGUUUUAAAACCCGGGAGAGAAAUUUCUGUGUUGCCGUUGUCCCACUGAGUGAGUGAUACUUACACACCAACACAUGGAUACAAGGCUUGCUUUAAAAAAAAAACAAAAAAACAAACAAAAAAACAAAUGUGUGGUGAAUGGAUUUGCACAGACCUGUCUCAAAUUCAUAAUCCCUUGAAACAUAAAAACUCUCUUACUUCAUCUAUUAGAAACACAGAUGGCUCUACCACCCGCAGAGGACAGAACAAAUACCAGUCACAUCACCUGCCACACAGAGACGAGGAACAAUAAACCGCAACAACGGACGCUUCAAAGCUUCGGCGACGUGGAGGUGUAGUUUUGGCAGUCUCCUCCAGAAAACUCAGCUACGGUAAUGUGGAAAAGCGGAGCAGGCCGGGCCGUUGGGGAGUCACUGGGGAGGAGUUGAAAAGCAUAAAUGGCUCCUGCUCGGCUGCGGACCGAUGGAUUCUCCAUACUGGAGCAGCUGUAAUCGGUUUGGGCUGGGCCACAUCCAGGAAGGUGGGUGGGAAAGGGAUCUCCAGUUGGACUCCAGUGUCCAGGGAGCUGUGGUGUGCAUUAAUCGGCUAAUGGUCUAUCUCCAACAACUCUCCUGAGCUUGGAGGGAGCGUGGGAGAGGUUUGAUCCUGAUAGUAUGAAAAGUCAUAUGCAUCUGAUGUACAAAUCAAACCUUUCUGAUCCAUUUUCAAGCAUAAAAUGAAAAACCAAACUCCUCCCACUACACUGGAGCCACAGUAUCACUCAGAAAACCUCACCUGAUUGCAUGAGUAGACAGCUUACAGUCAACAGACAGAGACAUUUUGUCAGGCCAUGGAUUGAUUAGAUUUAAUGAUUAGGACUCAGAUGGACAACCCCCCUCUCCCACCCCUUCAGUCUUGCAUUCCUGAACCAGUGUCCUCAACACAGAGCAUACAGACAAUGGACUCUACAUUCAGACAAAUCCCAGAGCCAGAAAAACACAUGAUCCAGGCGAGAGUCUCAAUCACAUCCCGUCUGUUCGAACGCCUAUUAGCACUAGUUCAAGUAAAAUAUUCCCUCUAAAACAUGUCUUGACAUAUGAGUACAAAAACAGGCAUUAAUGAAAAGAGAAAAAAAAUAUAAACACAUACACAUUAAUGUCCACUUUAAUAAUAAUUAAAAAAAAAAAAAAAAAAAGAAAAUAAAAAAAGAACAGUCCAGUAAAGAGUGGGAAUCCAACAGAAAUGAGGAAGGAAGCGCUAAUACCAGGCUCGCUGAUUCUAUGUCAGCUGACGAUGCUAGACAGGCGGCAUCAGGAAUCACAGGAGCGGUCAACAAGGAUUAAAAACAAGGAAAGACCAAGUGGAUUUUUUUUUUUUUUUUUUUUUUUUUUUAAACUGGCCAGGAGGCGAGGAGAUGUGCAGCGGAGGAGGAGAGACGUGGAAGCUGCAGAGCGGCAAGGAGAUGGAGAGAUAGGAGGGAAGAAGUGAAGGGAGAGAAAAGCAAGAGGAGGUCCCAGUGGGGUAAGGAAGGGGUUGCAGCAGGGUGGUGGUCCAGUUUUUGGGUGUGCGCUGUGCCUCAGUGGCAUCUCUGUGGUGUUUGGCAGUGAGGCUUGUAGCUGCGAUGGGACGAAGUUGGGGCUGUAGCUGGGGGGUGUGGGUGUGUGCAGGGCUCCAGUGGUCCUCGGUCUAUGCUUCCCUCCCUCCCGUUUUAAGGAAUUCAUCUGCGCUUGCUUGCGUGUUUGUGUGUGUGUGUGUGUGUGUGUGUGUGUGUGUGUGUGUGUGUGUGUCUGUGUGUGUGUGUGUAUA
Seriola aureovittata is the source of this 5031-nucleotide messenger RNA. RefSeq names its product protein shisa-2. The transcript has 2 exons. Bases 686 to 1555 code for a protein of 289 amino acids. NCBI's taxonomy places the organism in Eukaryota, Metazoa, Chordata, Actinopteri, Carangiformes, Carangidae. The record is from RefSeq and is a predicted model, not a curated record.